This is a messenger RNA of Bipolaris oryzae ATCC 44560, 1821 nucleotides long. RefSeq lists its product as uncharacterized. Bases 1 to 1821 code for a protein of 606 amino acids. Lineage: Eukaryota; Fungi; Ascomycota; Dothideomycetes; Pleosporales; Pleosporaceae. The record is from RefSeq and is a predicted model, not a curated record. The transcript has a single exon.
AUGCCCCGCACGCUUCGUAUCGCAGCAGCACAGGUCGGCGCCGUGCACCGCAGCGAUGACCGCCAAAACACCUUAUCACGGCUCAUCAAACUGCUCGAAAACGCCGCUUCCCAGGGCGCGCAAAUAGUUCUCUUCCCUGAGUGCACUUUUGCAACCUUCUUCCCUCGCUACCUGAUCACCGACAAAGAGGAGCUCGAAUCAUUCUUCGAGCACGGCGACGUCACCACGGCAGAUAGCACCAAGGGUAUUUUCGAAAAGGCAAAAGAGCUAGGCGUAGAUAUCUGCAUUGGGUUCGCAGAGGCAACAGAUGGAAAAGAGUGUUACAAUACUUGUGUCUACUACCAUGCCAAGUCCGGAUCUGUCUUAUCCAAGUACCGCAAGGUACAUUUACCAGGAGAUGUUGAACCCUUUUCCGACCCAGACGCUGUAAACCAACUGGAAAAGCGAUACUUCAAGCCUGGAAAUUUGGGUUUCCAUGCAUAUCGUGUGCCGGAUCUAACGGAGAAUACGAUUGACCAAGGGGAACCAAUAUUCGGGAUGAUGAUAUGUAAUGAUAGACGGUGGGCAGAAGCAUGGCGAUGUCUCGGUCUCCAGGGCGUAGAGGUAGUGUUUGUAGGGUUUAAUACUCCAGUUUAUGCGCCGCAAAUGUGGGGUACGGAUUCAAGCGCACAGGAAGCACAUGAUGAUGCCAUCUUUCAGCACAAGUUGGUCAUGCAGGCGCAUUCGUACACGAACUCUUGCUUCUCGGUUAGCGCGGCACGAUGUGGUUUGGACGAUGGCAAGUAUGAUCUUGUAGGCGGUUCGACAAUCGUUGGACCCGAUGGAAAGAUUAUAGUCGAGAGCCAGACGGAGGAAGACGAGGUAAUCAUUGCGGAUUGUGACCUCGAUCGAUGCUUGCCUGGCAAAACACGAACAUUCGAUUUCGCCAGACAUCGACGAACAGAACACUAUGGCAUCUUGAAUUCACAAACCGGCGUAAUCGAGCCACCCAGACUCACAGCACUGGGCAACGAGAAGAACGCUUCAACAAAUGGCAUUCACACGACAGAAAUGCCAUCCAUAACCGGCACCCCUUCCCCCCGCCAACUCCGCAUCCUCCUCUGCAACCCCAACGCCACACCCUCGAUGACAACCGCCUGCCUGCACAUGCUCAAACCCACACUCCCCCCAGACGUCACAGUCGACGGCUUCACCGCACCGCACCCUGCUCCCUCUGCCAUUGAGGGCAACUUUGACAACAUCAUGUCAGCGGCAGCAUCCGUCCGAGCAAUCAUCCCCAUAGCUCACCAAUACGACGCCUUCCUCAUCGCAUGCUACAGCGACCACGCGCUCACCAAGAUGCUGCGGGAAGAGCUGUCCCAGCCCGUCAUCGGCAUCAUGGAAGCGUCACUCUAUGCUGCUCGCACGCUCGGUAGCAGAUUUGGUAUCAUAGCGACAUCGCAGCGCUCGCGGUAUACGCUCGCCGACGCCGUGAAAAGCUACGGCUUAGAUUCCUUUUGCGUGGGUGUGCGCAGUUGUAACUUGGGCGUACUUGAAUUAGAGACGAAAGAUGAAAACGAGGUUUUGGGUAUCAUGUGCGGUGUUGCGCGGGAGCUUGUGGCCGAGGGGGCGGAUACGCUGGCGCUGGGAUGUGCGGGUAUGACGAAUAUGAAGGUGGCGGUUGAAAAGGCGGUUGGAGGGCAUGUGCAGGUGGUUGAUGGGGUGUUGGCGGGUGUGCAGCAUCUGGCUGGGUUGUGUAGAUUUGGAGCAAGAACGGCAAAACGAGGUAUGUAUGCUAGCUCUUCUGCAGGUCGGCAGCGUAGAGGUCAGGAUUGGUAUUAG